AAAAACCCUAUCUGUUUCGAUUCAUAUAAACACACCUGAAAGGAGUAAGCUUAAUAAAAAGAGUUGUUAAACAAGAUAAGUAUCUCCUCUACUCAGCGAGUCAGCGUCAGAUGACUCAGAUUGUGUGUGUUUAUUUAUAGGCUUUAUCGGCCCGUGUAGCCGUCUAUUCACGACUUCAAUUAAAGCAGACAGUCCCCACUGACGCCGCAUAUUCAACAAUCUCCACGUUUAUUAUUUACGGAGCCUCCUGAACGUUACAGGCCUCUUAUAUAUGUGAUUGUGUAAUUGCAGCUUGAAUCUGAUAGGAGAUAUAAGGAGUCAUGGCGCAGCAGUGUAUAUUAGUGACAGGGGGCGCGGGGUAUAUAGGAAGCCACACCAUUCUGCAGCUAUUACUUGGUGGUUAUAAAGCUGUUGUGAUUGAUAAUCUUGAUAAUUCCUCUGAAUUGUCUAUUAAACGUGUUCAAGUUCUUGCUGGUGAAUUUGGCACUAAUCUCUCUUUUCACCAGAUAGAUCUCCGGAAUAAGCCUGAACUUGAAAAGCUUUUUGCUUCAAGAAAGUUUGAUGCUGUUAUCCAUUUUGCUGGAUUAAAAGCAGUUGGUGAAAGUGUGCAAAAACCAUUGCUGUACUAUGACAAUAACAUCAGUGGUACAGUUACUCUGUUGGAAGUCAUGGCUGCUCAUGACUGCAAGAGGCUUGUGUUUUCGUCUUCAGCUACAGUUUAUGGUUGGCCAAAGGAGGUGCCGUGCACAGAGGAGUUUCCACUCUCUGCAACAAACCCAUAUGGGCGAACCAAGCUCUUUAUUGAAGAAAUAUGCCGUGAUAUAUACCGAUCAGAUUCGGAAUGGAAAAUUAUAUUGCUCCGAUACUUCAAUCCGGUUGGUGCACAUUCUAGUGGUUAUAUUGGCGAAGAUCCUCGUGGAGUACCAAACAACCUUAUGCCCUUUGUGCAACAAGUAGCAGUUGGGAGGAGACCUGCAUUAACUGUUUACGGAAAGGACUAUUCAACAAAAGAUGGUACAGGGGUACGUGAUUAUAUUCAUGUUAUGGAUUUAGCCGAUGGUCAUAUUGCUGCCUUGAGGAAGUUAUCUGAUUCUUCUAUAGGUUGUGAAGUGUACAACUUAGGAACCGGAAAAGGAACAUCAGUUUUGGAAAUGGUUGCGGCAUUUGAGAAGGCAUCAGGAAUGGAAAUUCCUCUGGUAAUGGCUGACCGCCGCCCUGGAGAUGCUGAGAUUGUGUAUGGAUCAACUGCUAAAGCAGAGAAAGAAUUAAACUGGAAGGCAAAAUUCGACAUCGAUGACAUGUGCAGAGAUCAGUGGAACUGGGCCAGCAAGAAUCCAUACGGCUAUGAGCCUCCAGAGCCUGAUACAGAGCCUGAUACUUGUCCAGAACCUGUUACUUGACUGGGGGUGGUUCUACUGGAUAUAUUAUGUACCUGUUGAGUAUUGCCCUCAUCGAUGUUAGAGACAUUCACCAUCGCAGGGAGAAGUUUAUCUACAGUUAAUUGUCUGAUUUUAAAAUAAAUGUAAUAGAAGUACAAGAAAAUUUCUUCUUUUACCAGACUUAAAGGAUUUGUUAUGUGUUUUUAAAGCA
Messenger RNA from Daucus carota subsp. sativus, 1590 nucleotides. RefSeq names its product UDP-glucose 4-epimerase GEPI48. The transcript has 9 exons. Gene Ontology annotation, molecular function: UDP-glucose 4-epimerase activity. The record is from RefSeq and is a predicted model, not a curated record. Gene Ontology annotation, cellular component: cytosol. Lineage: Eukaryota; Viridiplantae; Streptophyta; Magnoliopsida; Apiales; Apiaceae. Gene Ontology annotation, biological process: beta-D-galactose catabolic process via UDP-galactose, Leloir pathway. The coding region runs from base 321 to 1400 and encodes 359 amino acids.